Messenger RNA from Astrephomene gubernaculifera, 4324 nucleotides. The record is from the annotation of a GenBank genome assembly. NCBI's taxonomy places the organism in Eukaryota, Viridiplantae, Chlorophyta, Chlorophyceae, Chlamydomonadales, Astrephomenaceae.
CUAGCUGCCCUUACUGCUCUACCAAACAUUAGAUGACGGCAACACAUGCCUGACUCUAGACCACGCACUUCUACCGGAAGUUCAAAGCUGUCGAGCUAGCGGACUGUUCUAAAAGCAAUCCUUUUGAACCUCAACGUUUCUAGGUUUAACAGGACACGGAGUCUAGGAAUACGAUGCAGAACUACCAACGUCCAAGUAGGCCAUCCUUGUUAAGCUAGGUAUGAGCCUGGGCCCCGUCCGUUGCUUCCGCCUGACAGCAAUCCAUGUCCGAUCAGCUUGCGCUCUGGAGAUCGCGACAGCAGCUCUGACCCUUCGUCCUAACGCUGUGUGCAGCCCAACUUCUCCGACAACCCAGGCCUGGACAAGGCCCAGCGUCUUCUCAAUUUGGGUCGAAAAUCUAGUAACCCCUGCACCUGACAGCAACUGCCGUUCUCGCGGAUCGUCUGUCGCACAACAGUCCUUCAAGCAGCAAAGCCAAUUUGUGUCUGUUUGCGCUCUUGGUGUACGACAGUGCUUAUUGCAGCAACUUUUACAGUUCAUCCGUACCUUUACUAGCAGCACCAACAGCGAUUACUGCUACAGCAAUAGCGGCUGUGACAACGGAAACACCGUCCUACCACGUUACGACGCUUACGUGCCUUUGACUCCUGGCAGCUACAGCGCCAGCGUCAACACCGACACCACCGAACAAGAACAACACCUGCCCGCCGGUAUAACGACAACGGCAACCACCAUGAUGCGCUCGCCGUACCCUAACCACCACAACAACCAGCAGCAACAGCAACCGCUGUACGUUCCCCCAGCUGUCACCUGGUGGCCUCCGACCCGUGACAACCGGAAUCCAGGACCGACACCCUCAUCACCGGCUGCAGCAGAAGCAGCUGCUGCAUCGUCACCGGCUGCGGUGGACGCCAUGCUAAACGCGAUGGGAGAUCCCUUUGACAUGGACCUGAAGGAGGUUGCCGCAGCGGCGGCGGCUGCUGCCGGUGGUGGUGCAGCUGCUGUUGCGCCGGCCGCGGCUGUUGCGGAGGUGGCAGCAGCGGCUGCUGCAGCAGCAGCGGAAGGGAUUGAUGCGGCGGAUUGUGUGAUGGCAGACGCGGAGGGUGCUGCUGCUGCUGGCGGUAACGGCAGUGCCUUCAAGACAGCAGCAGCUGAGCUUUCCGUGGACGUGACUCGGCACAACUUUGCGGCCAUGCUCCCCGUGGUUCGGCGCUACCUGGGUGCAUGUGACUUCUUCUCCUUCGACUGCGAGAUGACGGGGCUGUUCCUGGAGGGGCAGGCGGAGGGAUACCUGGACGACAUGCAGGACAGGUACCAGCGCACAUCCGCCGCCGCGCACGCCUUCAUCAUCACCCAGUUCGGCCUCUCCUGCUUCAAACGCACGCCGGCAGCGGGGGAGGCAGCAGGGGCGGGUGGUGCUGCUGCGCCGCCCAGCUACCGGGCAGCCACCUUCAACUUCUACCUCUUCCCCAGGCCGCCAGAGGGGGGUUCCUCCGCGGCCUCCUCAGUCACUUCGCGACGUUUCACCUGCGAUGCGGGCUCUCUGGCCUUCCUAGCGGCGCAGGGUUUCGACUUCAACCGCUGCAUCUACGACGGAGUGCCCUUCAUGCCGGUACGGCAGCGGGACGACCUCCUGCGUCAGCUGGACCGUGAGAAUGGUGGGUCCAAUGGUGCCGCGGGUGGUGGCGGUGGCAACGGCGGCGAAGUGACCCGUGGGUCGGACGUGGUCCUCUCCAAGCAGGAGGACAUUGAGUUUGUGGAGGGCCUGCUGCGCACUGUUCGGGAGUGGCUGGCGUCCGACUCGGCCGCACCGCUGGACCUGCCGCCCGUCAACAGAUACCUCAGGCUGCUGGCCUACCAGGCCCUAGCCAGGCCCGAGAGCUUCGGUGGGCCCGCGGGGGGCGCCCCCGGCUGGCACCCGGGGUUCUAUGUACGGAAGUCCUACGACAAUCGCAACCUGACCUACCUCCGCCUCAUCCGUUGCUCUUCAGCAGCCGCCGCAGCAGCCCUGGAGGCGCAGGACCGUGCCGCCAGGCGUGCCGAGAUUGCCGCGGCAGCGGGAUUCGCGGCGGUGUGGGAGGCGAUGCGGGAUUGCGGCAGGCCCGCGGUGGGGCACAACUGCAUGUUCGAUGUGGCUUACGGGGUGGCGCAGUUUGGGGAGGGGCGGCUGCCGGCAACGUGGCAGGGAUUCAAGUCCGCCACCGCCUCCUGGUUCCGCGGGGGACUGUACGACACAAAACACAUCUGCCGCCAACUGCCCGAGCUGCUUGGCUCCGAUACCAUGCUGGGAACCAUGUUCCGUGCCCUGGUUCCGCAACCGCCCGAGGCCAUCCCCGCCGCCUCCUCCGUCUCGGCCUUCUCCGCCCUGCCCGCCCGCUUCACAGUUAGCCACUGCCGCGGUUUUGAAAAGUACGUGGCUGUAGCAGCAGGGCAGCUAGCGCACGAGGCGGGCUACGACGCGUUCAUGACAGGAUGCGUGUUUGUAGCCUUGGAAACCAUUCUGGCAGAGCAGCAAAACGCACAAAAGCAGCAGAACUUGACCAAUCAAAUCAACCAGGCAGCCGCAGCUGCGGCAGCAGCAGGGGCAGGGCCGGCAGUGGCUGAGGCGGCCGCCGCCGCAGCCGUUGCUACUGCUACAGCCGGAGGGUCUGCUGCAGCAAUGGAGCCGUACGCAUCUGUAGUGCCGUACGUUUGGCGGCUCAAUGUAACCAGAUCAGAUCUGCCGUACGCGCUGUUGCGGCCUGUCGUACCGGGGGAUUCGACUUCCGUGGAUCCGGUUCCGGAGCGGCCGCUGGUGUUUUACCUGGGAGGGCUGUUGUACGGCAUCAGGGCUAACGAUAUUUACCGGCGCUGCGAAGAGGCGGGGCUAGGAAAGGUUCGCCUCACGUUCCUGCCCGGCAACAACGCGUUCCUCGAGGUGCCCUCCGCGGAGGCAGCUGCGGCGGUGCUGUCGGGGGCUCUAGCAGACAAGGGGCUGAGCGGGGAGGUGAUCCCCUACGCGGACUACCGCGCCCGUAAGGACGCUGCACUUGCGGCAGGCACCUGGCCCAUUCCUGGGUACGGCAGCGGCGGCGGAGCGCCGUACGGAUCCCGUGGCGGCGGUGGCGGUGGUGGUUUCGGUGGCGGCAGCUCGGGCCCUGCCGGUUUCGGCGCGGGUGCUGGGGCGGGGGCGAAUGGAGGAGCAGGAGGAGGGGGUGCUGUGGGUGCAGGUGUGGCGUCCCGUGCGCUCAAGCGGCCGCGUGUGGAGGGAGCAGGAGGAGCAGCGGCAGGUGGGGAGGGGGAGCGACAGGCGGCGGCGAGGACGCCGCCUCCGUCGGUGUUGGUGCCGCCGUCGCCGCCGGGGUUGGGUUUGGUGGUUUCGGCGCCUCCGUCACCGCUCAUGCCGUCGCCGCUGCAGCAGACUCCGAGGGAGAAGGAGCAGGGGGAGGAGCAGGGGCUGCUGGGGCCGAGGCGUGGUGGGGGUCAGCAGGUUGCUCCUGGCAAGUGUGUGGUGAUGUGAGGGGUUUAGGAAGGGAGCGAGCGGUGCUGGAUGGGGGCGGCGGGUUUCCCUGGUAAGUGUGUGGGGAAAGAUGGGGUUAAGAUGAGUGCCGAUAGGCCAGACGGGGUGAAGUGGGAUGGGAUGGGUGGCUUGGGUGCAGUGAGCUUGGGUUUGAGGUGUAUUGCCUGGAGGGGGUACCUGGACAAAAUCAUGGAUGGAUGUGUGCAGUUAAGAGUUUGUGUAUGUCUAGGGUUGCUGACGCUGUGCGCGUGACGAAGAAAAGGUGGCCUGUAGCUUCUAUAAGGAAGAAAGCUUGCAUGCAGCAUUCGAAAGAAGAUGUGCGGCGGUUUCCAGCUGGGUGUACGAACCGAAUCUAGGACCAUCAAUUGUACGGACGAUUGCAUAUGUGUGCUGUAGACUUCUGUGGGUCAUCAACAAUCGAUGCCUCACAAUUAAAGGUGGGUCAUCAACAUUCUUCCAGCACUCAGGAGGGGUGUGAAGAAAAACAUUUUGACAGUAACUGCAGCACUGUGCAUGUAAGAGAAGGGCUGCCAUAGCGGCGGCAGUGAAGUAGAUGGCCAUGUGAAGUAGAUGACGUGCGUGCGAGUCUGUUUGUUCGUUGCGUCGGCUACAGAGGUGUAUUGCAAACCACGCAUGGCUACAUCCUGUUGCCGUUUCAUAGUCUGAAGUGCGCUGUGUGGCUGUAAGCUUAUGUGCCCAUGUACUCACGUGUACAACACCUGUUGUGUUGUGUUGCCCCGCCCAUGUGCUGUUGCGUAUGGUACACCGUACAAAGGUACAAUUAGUUCCUUCAUUACAACUUCACAACCCGACCCGAUCCGCUAU